AUAAUAACAUAGGUGGGCUCGAGGGGGCGGUGGUGUACUGUCAGCGAUUGUUUAGGAAUAUGUAGUCACGCAUUAAUGAAUUUCAGUAAUGAUUCAUCACUCAGGUUCAAACGUUAAAUUGUGCGUUAGAAAAAUAGCAUCAGCGUAACAGAACCGGAGCUCGACAGGUGACCUUUGGUUGUCGUCCCCGUGUCGGUGUGUGAGAGAGCCGGGGAGGAGCAGCGAGUGAGACGUUAGCUAGUUCAGCCAUCAGGAAGAAGUGUCAACGCCUGCACCAAGGGACGAGGAGAAGCCCGUUUGUGGUCAUGGCUGCCCUCGGUAACUCCGGGGCCGCUUCCAGUCCGAUGGUGGUCCUGGCUCCGAAGACUAAAACGAAAAAGAAACAUUUCGUGCAGCAGAAGGUGAAAGUGUUUCGAGCCAGCGACCCCGUCAUGAGCGUCUUCAUGUGGGGCGUCAAUCACUCGAUCAAUGAUCUCAACCAGGUACCGGUUCCGGUCAUGCUGCUGCCGGAUGACUUUAAAGCCAACACUAAGAUCAAAGUCAACAACCACCUCUUCAACAAAGAAAAUCUUCCAGGACAUUUUAAGUUCAAAGAAUACUGUCCUCAGGUCUUCCGAAAUCUAAGGGAACGGUUUGGUAUUGAGGAUCUGGACUAUCAGGUUUCACUGACUCGCAGCCCCCCGAUGAGGAGCGUAGACGACCAGGGGGAGGGCCUGCUCCUCAACUCCUACGACCGAACGCUGGUCAUCAAGCAAAUCUCCAGCGAGGAUGUUGCAGACAUGCACAGCAUCCUGUCUGAGUAUCACCAGCACAUAGUGAAGUGUCACGGCAGCACCCUGCUGCCCCAGUUCCUGGGGAUGUACCGGGUGAGCGUGGACAGCGAGGAGACCUACCUGAUCGUCAUGAGGAACAUGUUCAGCCACAGACUGAUUGUACACAGGAAGUACGACCUGAAGGGCUCUCUGGUGGCUCGUGAAGCAAGUGACAAAGAAAGGGGAAAAGAGCUUCCCACCUACAAGGACAUGGACUUCAGGAACAACCUGCAGAAGGUGUAUGUGACGGAUGAGCAGAAGGAGAAGUUCAUGGAGAAACUCAACAGAGACGUGGAGUUUCUGGUGAGACUGAAGAUCAUGGACUACAGUUUGCUGCUCGGUAUCCACGACGUGGGUCGAGCUGAGCGGGAUGAGGAGGAGGGCGAGGAGGUUUCCAACGAGGAAGAAGCCGACGCGGAGAACGGCCUGGCACCGGGCGCCACAGUGGGCUCCUACGGCACCUCUCCAGAGGGAAUCGCCGGUUACAUGUCCUGCUGCAAACCUCUGGGGCCCGGCGAAUUCGACCCCUAUGUGGAUGUGUACGCACUCGGGAGCUGCCCAGGAGCCCCUCAGAAGGAAGUCUAUUUCAUGGGCCUGAUUGACGUACUCACUCAGUACGACACCAAGAAGAAAGCGGCCCAUGCAGCAAAAACUGUCAAACACGGGGCUGGUGCUGAAAUCUCCACGGUCCACCCCGAGCAGUACGCCAAACGAUUUCGCGACUUCAUCUCCAACAUCUUUGCGUAACACUCGGCUGUGACCGCCGCCGCCGCCACAAGUCGAUCCAACUGAGAGCUAAACUUGUCUUUUUAUCAUUGACCAAAAACUAGUAUGCACACACAGAUCAUGAUUUAAACGUGGUGAUCUGGGGCGAGACUACUUAACGUUUGUAGCAACAUAAUGUACUACUUCUGAUGCAUAUAUUUAUUUUUAAGAUUUACGAUGCGUUUCUUAUACAGUAGACAUGAAGCACUCUUUAACAGAAUAACUCUGGAGCGUCAGGGUACAUUGAAACAAACUGCUGUUGAUCAGUGUUAGACCACAUCUGUGCGAGAUCAAAUAUUAGUUGUUGUGUUUUUUUUUUGUCACUUGGCUUUGGUUCCCUCGGGCAUGAACUAUUCCUUAAAGGAAGAGUUUUACAUUUUGGGGAAGUGCGCUUAUUUGCCUAAUGACAAUAGUUGGAUGAGAAAAUUGAUACCACGUCCGUUAAAGGUUCCCUGUGGAGUUUUUGACCUCUAUUCCUUUCUUUAUGAAUGGGUCCCUGUUAUGUUUGCCUCGUGCACGAGGACGCAGUAUGCGCGCCAUGCUUGGUGUCCCACUAUGCAGCUGAUCUGCAGGUGGCGGCAACACGCCAACACGUGAAGCAAAGUGCCAGCGGUGAAGAAGAAGAAGAAAGCUAGCAAGUGAACAUGGGUGACCCUUAGCUUAGCUUAGCAUAAAGACUGGAAACUGGGGGGAAACGGCUAGCCUGGCUCUGUUCAAAAGUAGAACAUAUCCUCCUGCCAGCGCCUCUAAAGACGACAUUUUGUUAUAAUACUUUUAUGAGAGGUUAUGUGCACAACUUGUCGUUUUUACAUCUCAGUUUUUGUACAGAUUGAACCAAUGUCAGACUGAUCUCAUGUAGCGGUGUAUGUAUGACACGCCAAUUCGCAUGCCAUUAUUGGCGUGUUAUCAAGCCGCUUUUUUAGCGUGUUUAUCGACGCCGUUUGGCCUCCGUUGACUUACAUUACCUUGCGAAUGUGUGUGAAUUUACGUCGUAGCGAGUAAUGCGAAAGGCCGAAAAUCUGCGUAGGGAGCUUGGUCGGGCUGGUGGAUGGGUGCGUGUCACGUUUCCUAAAGUCAACUGACGCUCUCUUCUUUUACUAAAUCCAACCCGCGUGUCACGUUUCCUGAACCCAACCGUAGCUUUCUUAGGCGAUUAACACGCCAAGUGGCGUGUAGGUUUACGUCCGCUGUACACAGCGUAGACCUACACGCGGAUAGCUCAAAAUGCGUACAGAUAACACGCCACUUGGCUAAAGAAAGUGGGCGUGUACGUUUACGCGACGUCACGAUGUCAUGUCGACCAAUGAUAUAACAUGUUAAUUAGCGAGCUUAAAGCUGCUUACACGCCGACCAGACGGCCGACCAUCGGCAGAAAAGCCAGUCGGGCUGAUCGGUCUCCCCGAGUUAGUCAAAAAAAUGCCUCGGAACACGCCGACGAGACGUAAUACGUCUCCAUAGCAGCAGGCGGCGCUAAUCUGUAUUUUCGCCCAAAAAAAUGAAAACCGGCAGCUGAUUGGACGAACGGGUCACGU
This is a messenger RNA of Perca fluviatilis (European perch), 3109 nucleotides long. It is a transcript of the gene pip4k2ca, whose product is annotated as phosphatidylinositol-5-phosphate 4-kinase, type II, gamma a. The transcript is spliced from 11 exons. Gene Ontology annotation, molecular function: phosphatidylinositol kinase activity. Gene Ontology annotation, biological process: phosphatidylinositol metabolic process. The coding region runs from base 306 to 1559 and encodes 417 amino acids. The record is from RefSeq and is a predicted model, not a curated record. NCBI's taxonomy places the organism in Eukaryota, Metazoa, Chordata, Actinopteri, Perciformes, Percidae.